This is a messenger RNA of Lates calcarifer (barramundi perch), 6637 nucleotides long. RefSeq names its product Ets2 repressor factor like 3 (gene erfl3). The transcript is spliced from 5 exons. Bases 725 to 2935 code for a protein of 736 amino acids. Gene Ontology annotation, cellular component: nucleus. Gene Ontology annotation, molecular function: DNA-binding transcription factor activity, RNA polymerase II-specific; sequence-specific DNA binding. Gene Ontology annotation, biological process: regulation of transcription by RNA polymerase II; cell differentiation. Lineage: Eukaryota; Metazoa; Chordata; Actinopteri; Centropomidae. The record is from RefSeq and is a predicted model, not a curated record.
CUCUCUCCAUCCCUCUCUCCCGUCAGUGUGGGCGGGCCCCGCUCAGAAGAGAGCGAGCGAAACACGACACCCCGAGGACGGAGAGAGGCACGGGGGGGAGGAGAGAGUAGCACUGAGUGGUGUGAGAGUGAGUGGAGGACUAAAAAAAGUCCGUAAAGAAAGAGAGGUUCCUCUCCAACGUUAAUUUCUGUCAAAGAAGUAACGAGGCAUUGCGACGGAGAGAUGUCAAACAGCGGCGAAGAUGCGGUUGAGACGGAGUAAACAGCUACCGGACAGUUAGCAAAAGAACUUGUUAGAGGAGAACGAGAGGCUUUUUUUCCGGCUGGCUCGAGUCGGGACGGUUGGCCGUUUUUCCGCCGCAACUUGAACAGGUUUCAACGCUGCUAGUUACGGGACGAGAGGCGAGGACCAGGCAACGAGGUCUUGACCGUUUGGCUCGGUGGAAAAGCGAGCCCGUCGGUCGGUUUGGUCGGUUGGCGGAGAGCCGGAGGAGUGAAACGGACCAAGAGAGCGCGGCGGCGGCACGAGAAGAAGAGAGGGAGCCGCUGAAGCCUUAACGACAAAAGUUUGCCGUGUGUCUUCACCUAGUUUUCCAGAUUGGGAACUAGAGGCAAAGGAAGAGGCCGAGAGACUGACUUUUUUCCACAACCAACUUUGUGGAAUUCAUCCAGUUUAGAGAACUUUAGCCACUUGCUGUUUGGGUAAAGUAGCUAAAGCUGAAAGCAUGAAAACACCUGGGGAUUCUGGGUUUGCCUUUCCAGAAUGGGCUUACAAGCCCGAGUCAAGCCCCGGGUCCAGGCAGAUCCAGCUGUGGCACUUCAUCCUGGAACUGCUUAGGAAAGAGGAGUACCACGACGUCAUUGCCUGGCAGGGGGACUAUGGCGAGUUUGUCAUCAAGGACCCAGACGAGGUGGCCCGGCUGUGGGGGGCGAGGAAGUGUAAACCCCAGAUGAACUAUGAUAAACUGAGCAGGGCGCUGAGAUACUACUACAACAAAAGGAUCCUUCAUAAGACCAAAGGCAAGAGGUUCACUUACAAGUUCAACUUCAACAAGCUGGUUUUGGUCAACUACCCCUUCAUCGACAUGGGCUCCACUGGGAGCAGUGUUCCUCAGAGCGCCCCUCCUGUCCCCACCGGCGCGGGGACCCAUUUCCGGUUCCCUCCUUCGACGCCCUCCGAAGUCCUCUCCCCCAACGAGGACCUGCGCAGCCCUGGUGGCAUGUUCAGCUCCGUGGCCCGGCGAAUGGCGCGUGGCUCAGUCAGCGACUGCAGCGACGGCACCUCGGUCAACUCUGAGAUCGAGGAGGGCAACACGGGAGCUGGAGAGGAAAGGGGAGAGAGGGGUGUGAGCGGAGGAGGUGGAGGAGGGCCUGGAGGUGGAGGAGGUGGAGGAUACCGGAGUAUCAUCCAUCCCCGUCUGUCUCAUGAAACUCUGUUCCGCAUGUACGGAGGACCAGGCAACCCGGCCAGCCAUCCGGGCUCCCGUGGCCCUGCAGGGCACCGGAUCCACCCAGAGCCUCUGUCCCCCUUCCCCGUGUCCCCUCUGCCGGGGCCGGGAGGAGCCGGCCUCCUAGCUCCUCCUCUGUCCCCAGCGCUGUCCAUGACCCCCACAUCUCACCUAACCUACACUCCCUCACCCACCCUGUCCCCCAUGUUAGGCUCCCACUUUUCCUUCAACCCGGAGGACAUGAAGCGCUACCUGCAGGCCCAUACCCAGUCGGUGUACAACUACGGCCUCAGCCCCAGAGCUUUCCUCCAGUAUCCCAACAUCGUCAUCCCUCAGCCCCACCGGCCCGCCGCAGACAAGGCCGGUCUGAGCGGAGAAAGAGGGGCAGCCGAGAGGGCAGAAAGAGCAGUGACGGCAGGCGGAGGAGAGAGGGGAGGGGACCGCCACCACCAUCCACCUCUGGCUCACUCUGCCCACCACCACCCGCACCCACCUCACUCUGCCCACCCCCAUCCCCAUUCCCACCCCAUGCAUCACCCACUCCACCUGGGUGAGGAGCCUCCACACAUGUCUCCCUUCAAGUUCAAACUGCAGCCACCACCACUGGGAAGGAAGCAGAGGGAAACUCAAAGCCAGAGCAAACCCAGGCAAAGCUCACUGUCCUCAGGCUCAGGAUCCAUGUCGUCUACCUCCGGCCUGGGAUCCUCGCUGUCGUUCGGCAGUGACCUGAGCUCAGCCAGCGGCUCAGGCCUCAUCUCUGCCUCCUCCUCAACGCAGUCUCUUAACAGUGCAGGACUUCCCAAAAUAAAGGUGGAGCCUAUCUCUGACAUAGAGUCAGAGGAAGAGGUGGAGGUGACCGACAUUAGUGAUGAGGACCCAGAUGAAAGAGAUGAAGAAUUUCAGCUCUUCUCCCCUCGCCACUCCAGAGUCCUUGAUCGCCACCAUCACCACCACCACCACCACCACGUUGCUAACGGCACAGCCGCACCCCAACAUCAAGCCCAUCCCGAUGAGGACCUGGAUGAGGACGUCUUCAAAGCCCCUGCUCCACCUCCACCUGGCCUGAUGCCCUUUUUUACCUCACAGCACUCCAACUCCCACCGUGGGCUGCCCACCCUUAAGAGUGAACCGGCCGAGCCAGGGGACAGCAAUACGCCCCCGCCUCAGACGGGAGGAGCUCCCCAGACCAAGUGCAUCCCCCUGAAGCUGCGCUUCAAAAGGCGCUGGAGCGAAGACCAGCGCAUGGAGGCCUCGCAGGAGGAAUCGGACGACAAGAAAGUACGACCAGAGGAGGAGAGGGAAAGAGAGAGGCAAAGUAACGGACGGAUGGAGAUGGAGGAGGACGGGACAGGCAGCGGAGAAGGGGACAGCCCUCCCCCGUUGGCGUAUGAGGGCUCUUUAGCCACACCGUUGGCCUCGAAUCGGAGGGUGAGCGCAGAGCUGCAUCGUGCCACUGCACAGCUGUCCCUGGAGAACAAAGACUGCUGAUGAGAGACACGGCCCAAACACUACUGCUCCAGUAGCGCGGGAGGUGGUACAGGAGUAUGUAAAUGGUUCCUCUGUAAACCCUCUCCCACACUGACAAACUAGAUUCCUGAAACCUCCAGUGAACUGAGAGCACAGUCCAACAUACACACACAUAAAACCAACACCUCAAAGACAGCCCGACUCUUGUUUUGUCAGGACCCCCACCAAUGAUCUGUCUGGAUCAGGGCACUUCUGGGACACAUCCUUUGGGAUGCGGGGGAGGGACUGGGGGACUCACUCAGACUCAGCCGUCUCAGGCACAUUGACUGUAACAGGGCUGAAAUCAGAGGGAGGCUCCCUUGUGAAACUUGGCCACAAGUUCACCUCCCACCUGGCCAGUGAAGCUCCAGAUGCCCUGUCCCAGUAGCACAGCUCCUGCCUUCAGGCCCCCCACCACACCAGUAGAAUCAGCAGCCAGUCAACACUUUCCUCAGGGGACACGCACUCCUUCACAGCCCAGCAAAACACCCAGGAUGACAAUGCGCACACACUCUCCCCUAUGCUACUUUUCCUACAAGACGACAGGACUUUGAUAAGUGCCUGUAUCUAAAAACCCGCAGCCCUGGAGUGACGAGGAAGAGAGCAAAGACGGGAGAGUGUGAGGGGAGGACGACUGCAGUCUGGCAGAUACUUAAAAAUCAAGAAGACAAAAAGGAAGUGUGUCUUGAAGACUGAAGAGUGGGGCUGUCGGUGUAGUCUGACUGACUGACUGACUUUAACCUGGCCCACUCCACUCAGGGAAGCCUAUUGCUGUAUGUUUAUCGGAUUCAUGCACGCAAACACACUCUAGAGAAAAAAAAACAGCCAACAAUGAAUGGGACUUGGGAGGGGGGCUGUGGACACUUAAGAGUGUUCACAAUGACGCAAGGCCAUACACACACACACACACACACACACAUACACACACAAACUCGCACUCGUGCAUACACGGACUUGGACUCUCUGGCACACUGUUUUCUCAGAGCUUAUGACUUUUGUAUAACCUUCCUUCUGUCUCUCUCCUGUUCCUGCCCCUGUUUCUAUUGCGGGACCACCUGUGGAAAGAUCCUUACUCCACUCACAGAAAUAACAGGAGAUGGAGAAGAGAAGAGUGAAGAAGGAAGCAGAUUGGGGGAGGGGGUAUUUGAGGGGUGGUGGUGGGGGUGGAAAUGGGGUUCCAGUAACUUUUUAACUAACCUUCUCACCUCACCUAACACGGCUUGUACACUGAAAAUAGUUUCCCUCGAGUCCCAGCAGCACAGAAUCCUAGUUCACCAGCUGAAGCUCCUCUAACAAUCAUAGAUAGUGUUAAACUAAACCAGCAAAGACACACACAUAUAUGUACGACACUGCCUUUAGCUCUUAAACACACUCCCUCUGUCUCUCUCUCAGUCUGGACCUCCUUGUAGUGGCAUCAUCCUCAGGCCCUAAGAGUGUGUGACUGUCGGGCCUGUUGACUACACGAGUGUGAGAGCCUGGGAGAGCAGGGAGCACACACAUACACACACACACACACACACACACUCACACACUGCCUCUCUAUGCCUUGUUUUUAUAGCAUGUACAAAAGUGCAAACUGAGCUCUAAUAACACACAUGCAGACUCUAUCUUUAUAUAUUCUAAAUGAAAUUAUUAAAGAAAAAGUGAGAUUUUGAAAGAACCAUAGCAUUUUAAUUAUAUGAUUGCGUCAGGAUUUUAUUUUUUUUUAAAAAGUGGAUUACGUCAGGUGGUCCGGCGUGCCACUUUUUCGGUAAUAUAGUGCUGAGGGCUGGUAGGCAGAACAAGGAGGGGUUGAGGGGAGGGAUUUGGGUUGUGGGGGGGGGUCCAGGGGUUUUCUUGUACAUUUGUUUCAUAGUCCAAACAAACAAGCCAGAGAAAAACAGCAUAGGCCAGUCUACCAGCACAGGGGGACAGACUGCUAAUGAUUCAGAUGUGUGGCUCACUCUGCUGCUCUUUGAGCGCCCAGCACUGCUCCUCUCCUGUCUGUACAGUCUCAGCUACAGCUCACUGGGGUUCUCCCCAGCUUGAGCUUGUCCUGGCCCUCAGGCCGCCUCUCCAGGUCCUCUAUAUGUGAGUGUGUGUGUGUGUGAAUGUGUGAUAGCUCAAGGGUCAUUAGUGAAGUAGUAAUCCAGUCUCUUCUCUUAAGGCCAGUUAGCAUAAUACUCCAAAGUUCACAGCAGCUCUGGUUUAGGUCAGGGGAGAGAGAGAGAGGGAGGGAGGGGGGUUAAGAGGUUAAUCAUUAUUAUGAGAUAGACAGAAAAAGUCAGACACGUGAUGCCCUGUCCUGAAACAACCUCUCUUCCAACUAUGCAUACACACACACACAAAUGAUCGUGCUUGUGAUCAUGUCUUCACAUCCUGGAGCUUUUCGUCUCUGUGCGAGGUCACCCGGGCGUCUGAUUGGUCUGACUGAGCUGUGUUGACGAGAGAGAGAGAGAGAGAGAGGGAAGGGCCUAUCCCUGCCCGGGCUGGGCUGGCGACAAAGAUGGAUCUAUAGCAGCGAGCUGUGAGAUAGAUGGCCUCCAGGCGGUCUGUGUAGCUGAGCUGAUCGAAUUUCCUCAUCAGACCCCUGUGGUCUGGACUGGAGCAUGUCACAACACACACACACACACACACACACACACUCACUCACAUUCUCACUCACCCCUCACCGCCACCAAGUCCUGUGUCUGUAUUUGAACUGACAGCUGCCUUAUUACUACUUUUCAUAUCUCAGCAACAGAUGAGACAUCGGUCUACCUGCUCUGCACUCUCUUUCUCUCUCCUCUUUCUGUUUCGUUUUUUUCUGUUGCAGGGCCGUCGUCUGACUUCCUGGUAACCGCGGCGUGAUCUGACUCAGUCGUGGUAGCGCAGGGUAAAAAGAUUGAUUGGAGUCUGAUUGUGACACAGGCUCUCUCUCGACCUCUAAACAGAGAACAGCAGACAAAACAGCACAAAGAUGACAUUUCUCUAUCAAAAGAAUAAAGGUUUCUCAGUUUAUUUUUCUGAUGUCGAUAUUGCUAUUGAUUAGUGUUGUUGUUAUUAUUGUUCUCAUUGGGUUAUUUACCUCUCCACCUGGCAUUAUUAUUAUUCCACGGUUCUGUUAGCUGUUGCUUUUUAUGUUGUGUACAUCACUUUGGAUGAUGUGGAACCCCCUUCCCAAGACUACCCCCCCACCCCCACCCCCGAAAUCUUUUUCCUGUCUUUAAUUUUUACAAAUGUAAUAUAACUAAAAUGUGUAAUUAUUAAUUUUGAUGCUGACAGAGAAAUAACAUCGGGGACUGAGAGGGAAGAGCAGUGUCGGAGGAUUUUAUUUAGGGGCAGAGGGGGAGUGAUUUUACCUUUUUUGUCAUGUAUUGUAAUUUUUAUUUUAUAAUGUUACUUUUUUCUCUCUCUGUCUCUCUCUCUCUGGCGCUCUUGUAUAUUUUUUCAUUUUUGGGGGGGGAGGGCAGGGGUUGUAUCAUUUUAAAGGAAGAAAAAAGAUGUGUAUUGUUUUACUGUGUAAAGGUCUAUCUUCUCCCUCUUUCAGUCUCUUCUCCUUUCGCCUCGUCUCCCCCCGAGCAGUUACAUAACACUCAGAUGGAGAGAUGAGAGUUAAUACCAUGAUGUAACAUUGAAUUUCUCCACUUCUUUCGUGUUUUGUUUUUUUUUCCAAACUUGUAAUUAAGCUGUAAUCAGGGUUAAUUAAAACCGGUUAAAACCCAA